CGCUUCUGCGGCGGAGUCGGUUCCCUUUUCCCUGCGUUCACGACCAUGGGACGUAUAACAUUCCACAUUGCUACAUUUGUCUUGCUUCUCUCCUGUAUCGAUGUUUUCGGAAAGCCGGCUUUGAAUGAGGAAAAUAGAAACUUGUGCGAAUCGGAGGAUGAUAAAGCCGAGUGCAUUAAAGAAAUCGAGGAGGCAAAAGCGAGCCCUGUAGCUGAGGAAAAUCCAGAGGAAUCUGCCGAUAGCGAAGAAGAACCCAAAGAAGAAGAGAAAAUGGUUCCAGAGGAAGAUCAUUUAGUGAUGCUAGAAAGAGUCCGCAAGGAAUCUGAAGAAAAUAGAAAAUUUUGGCAGGAAGAAGUGUUAGCCAUGAACAAAUGGAGAAGGCACUGGCUCAGCUAAGAAAAACAACGUAGAAAAAAA
This is a messenger RNA of Pocillopora damicornis (cauliflower coral), 417 nucleotides long. RefSeq lists its product as uncharacterized. NCBI's taxonomy places the organism in Eukaryota, Metazoa, Cnidaria, Anthozoa, Scleractinia, Pocilloporidae. The record is from RefSeq and is a predicted model, not a curated record.